UAUUCUCACUUUAUCAGAAUUUUCCUGCUCAUCAGUCUUCACUUCUCCGCUCUCUGUCUUCUCACUGUAAACUUCUGUUCUAAAAAAAGAGAUCAAUCAGAUCUAUCCAUCAAUCAAAUAAGAAAAAAAUAUAGCAGUAGAGAUCAAAGAAAGUGAUGACGAGUAGGCGCGCAGACUCUGGUGCUUGUCUGAGAUGCUGCCUCGUGAUCUUUGCAGUGGCCUCAGCUCUCUGCGUCUCUGGCCCAGCUCUCUACUGGAGAUACAAGAAAGGGUUCGGACAUAACAGCAAGAUUUCUUCAUCUUCUUCUUGCGCCCCUUGCAUCUGCGAUUGCCCUCCUCCUCUCUCCCUCCAGAAGAUUGCUCCUGGACUUCUCAAUCUUUCAGUUACAGAUUGUGGGAAGCAUGAUCCGGAACUGAACAAGGAGAUGGAAAAGCAAUUUGUCGAUCUUCUCACAGAGGAGCUCAAGCUUCAAGAAGCCGUAUCAGAGGAGCACAGUCAUCACAUGAACGUUACCCUUGUUGAAGCGAAAAGAGUGGCUUCUCAGUAUCAGAAAGAGGCCGAGAAGUGUAAUGCAGCCACAGAGACAUGCGAGGAGGCCAGAGAGCGGGCUGAGGCAGCCCUAACCAAGGAGAGGAGGAUCACUUACAUCUGGGAGCAAAGGGCUCGUCGAAGUGGUUGGCAAGAUGACUAGUACUUUCCGUUUUCAACAUUAUAUCCUCAUACUGUCAACUUAGACCUUUACUAGAAUUUUUCCUAGCAUAUUGUCAUGAAAUUGAUGUAUGUAAUUUGCUCUUGGGGGAAAGUCCUGGCCAAAAUGUAUCGUAGUUUAUUUUUUAGCUGAGCAUCUGCGUACAAGCUUGAUUAUUUGCUUAAAUUGGCUUCUAGCUGAUUAACAUUGUUGCCCCCAUAAUGCACUUAAGUGUCUAGCUUGGAUGCUUCAAGAUUGUAUUAUGUGGUGUGAAUCGGCUGCUUGUCUUAUGACGUAAAGGUGAGAA
This is a messenger RNA of Asparagus officinalis (garden asparagus), 996 nucleotides long. RefSeq lists its product as uncharacterized. The record is from RefSeq and is a predicted model, not a curated record. The transcript has 3 exons. Lineage: Eukaryota; Viridiplantae; Streptophyta; Magnoliopsida; Asparagales; Asparagaceae. The coding region runs from base 156 to 692 and encodes 178 amino acids.